Trichomonas vaginalis G3 is the source of this 618-nucleotide messenger RNA. Its product is annotated as nucleoside-triphosphate diphosphatase protein. The transcript has a single exon. The record is from RefSeq and is a predicted model, not a curated record. NCBI's taxonomy places the organism in Eukaryota, Parabasalia, Trichomonadida, Trichomonadidae. Gene Ontology annotation, molecular function: nucleoside triphosphate diphosphatase activity. The coding region runs from base 1 to 618 and encodes 205 amino acids.
AUGCUCGCAUCUUUUGCUGACCGUCUUGACAAAAUGAAAAUCAUUCUUGGCUCACAGAGCCCUCGCCGUCGUGAACUUCUUUCAGGAAUUUUCAAGAAAUUCGAAGUUAUUCCAUCCGAAUUUGAUGAAUCAACCAUCAAUAAGUUCUCUUUCCCAGAUCCAAGAGAUUUUGUCAAGGUUCAAUCGCAAAAGAAGGCCGAGGAACUUGCAAAUCGUAUUGGUGAUGCUGAUAUUGUAAUCACAGCAGAUACAAUUGUUGCUAUCGAUGGAAAGAUCCUUGGCAAGCCGCAUACUCAUGAAGUUGCUUACCAAAUGAUCAGCGAACUCAAUGGUCGUCCACACCAAGUUAUCACUGGCGUUCAUGUUGUAUUUCCAAAACUUAAGAAGUCACUCUCAUUCACAGAAACAACACAAGUUAUCUUCGACAAGCUUCCAGAAGCUGCUGUCAAAGCUUACGCUGAUUCAGACGACCCACUUGAUAAGGCAGGCGCUUACGGUAUUCAAUCAGGAGCUAUGUCCCUCAUCAAGAAGAUCGAUGGCGACUACUUCAAUGUUGUCGGUCUCCCAGUUAACCACCUUGCCAGAGAAAUUUACAAUGUUCUUGCUGAGACAGCUUGA